Spirometra erinaceieuropaei is the source of this 400-nucleotide messenger RNA. NCBI's taxonomy places the organism in Eukaryota, Metazoa, Platyhelminthes, Cestoda, Diphyllobothriidea, Diphyllobothriidae. The record is from the annotation of a GenBank genome assembly.
AUGUCGUGUACCCUUGACAUAUUGAAGCAGCACACAGUGGUCGUUGCCGACACAGGAGACUUCUCAAGUAUUUUUUCAGAAAUGUCUAUGGAAUACCUUAAGGCAUACGAAAGUACUGCCCAGUUGAUGCCACCACAAACCCUUCUCUCAUACUUGCGGCCUCAAAAAUGCCACAGUAUUCUUCGAUUCUGGAAGAAGCUGUUAAGCGUGCAAAGUCCUCAUCAAGGUAUUUAUUCUUUAUCCACGUGGCAUACUGUUUAGUGAUCUUUGUGAGCAAAUCCAGCUGGCGAUGGAUCACACUUUCGUGAUGUUUGGCAAAGAAAUUCUGCAAAUAAUUCCUGGUCGUGUUUCCACAGAAGUUGAUGCUAGGCAAUGCCAAUUUAACUAUGUUUAUUUUUAG